Camponotus floridanus (Florida carpenter ant) is the source of this 1183-nucleotide messenger RNA. Its product is annotated as NFU1 iron-sulfur cluster scaffold homolog, mitochondrial. Gene Ontology annotation, biological process: iron-sulfur cluster assembly. The transcript is spliced from 5 exons. Gene Ontology annotation, molecular function: iron ion binding; iron-sulfur cluster binding. The record is from RefSeq and is a predicted model, not a curated record. Bases 212 to 1090 code for a protein of 292 amino acids. NCBI's taxonomy places the organism in Eukaryota, Metazoa, Arthropoda, Insecta, Hymenoptera, Formicidae. Gene Ontology annotation, cellular component: mitochondrion.
UCACUGUAUAUGCUGUGGUUAUCAUGCGGAUGUGGUUGGUUUGUUUCUGACGUGUUGUGUCAAUUAACCUGAAAUAGAUUUGUGAACAGGAAAAGAAAAUAGCGUUACUGUCUUAUAGUAGACGAGAAUCUAAUUAGGAAGUAUAUGAUGAUACUGUUGAGAAAAAUGAAAUAUUUUUAACAAUUUGAAAGAGAAAGACAAAAACAAAAUAAUGGAUAAAGUUUUUAAAUCAAUUUAUGCAAGCCGACCGGCGUUGUAUAAAACUCUAACGAAUGAGCAAGUAUCGAAUAAACUAUCUAUAAAACGAUGUGUACCUACAGUCAAUAGAAUGUUAGCAACACAAGAAUAUUUCACGACUUUUUCUGCUGGUUCCAGGCACUGGUACGGUGACAGUGAAACAAUUUCUAUACUAUCUUCUAAACAUAGUCCUUCUAGCCAACAAAGACGUAACAUGUUUAUUCAGACACAAGAUACACCAAAUCCAAAUAGUUUAAAAUUUAUCCCAGGAGUACCAGUAUUAGGAGAAGGCUGUACAAAAGAUUUUCCAAGUGCAAAAGAUGCAUAUUGCUCGUCACUUGCUAAAAUGUUAUUUCGUAUUGAGGGAGUGAAAGCAAUAUUUUUUGGGCCUGAUUUUAUCACAGUUACAAAACUUGAUGAGGAUGUAGAAUGGAAAUUAUUGAAGCCAGAGAUAUUUGCAACUAUAAUGGAUUUCUUUGCGAGUGGAUUACCAAUCAUGAAUGAGACUUCUCAACCUGCUACAGACACACAAAUUAAUGCAGAUGACGACGAAAUUGUUCAAAUGAUAAAGGAAUUGUUAGAAACACGAAUACGGCCUACAGUGCAAGAAGAUGGUGGUGACAUUGUAUUUAUGGGAUUUGAGGAAGGUAUUGUAAAGUUAAAGAUGCAAGGAUCUUGUACAAAUUGUCCAAGUUCAGCAGUAACAUUAAGAAAUGGUGUUCAAAAUAUGAUGAGAUUUUAUAUACCCGAAGUACUUGGAGUUGUACAAGUAGAAGACGAAACAGACAAGAUAGCAGAAAAAGAAUUCAAAAAAUUUGAGCAAAAAAUAGAAGAAAAGAAUCGAGAUAUAUAAAAUAGAUAUAAUCAUAGUUGUUGGCGAUCUAUAGACGACGAUGCAUCUAUACCUUAUCAUUAUGUAAAUUUAUAUAUAUUCUAGAUGUUCACA